Indicator indicator is the source of this 1233-nucleotide messenger RNA. It is a transcript of the gene SERPINI1, whose product is annotated as serpin family I member 1. The coding region runs from base 1 to 1233 and encodes 410 amino acids. Gene Ontology annotation, biological process: negative regulation of endopeptidase activity. The record is from RefSeq and is a predicted model, not a curated record. The transcript has 8 exons. Lineage: Eukaryota; Metazoa; Chordata; Aves; Piciformes; Indicatoridae. Gene Ontology annotation, molecular function: serine-type endopeptidase inhibitor activity.
AUGUAUUUCCUUGGACUGUUGUCUUUGCUUGUUUUGCAAAGCAAAGCCUUCAAGACAAAUUUUCCUGAUGAAACCAUUGCUGAGCUUUCUGUGAAUGUUUACAAUCAGCUGCGAGCUGCAAGAGAAGAUGAGAAUAUUCUUUUCUCUCCUCUGAGCAUCGCAAUAUCCAUGGGAAUGGUAGAGCUUGGAGCCCAUGGAACCACUUUGAAAGAAAUUCGACAUGCCUUGGGUUUUGACAGCUUAAAAAAUGGUGAAGAGUUUACCUUCUUGAAGGACCUUUCUGACAUGGCAGCUAAUGAAGAAAGUCAUUAUGUUCUGAAUAUUGCUAACUCUCUCUAUGUGCAGAAUGGCUUUCACAUCAGUGACAAAUUCCUGCAGUUGGUGAAAAAAUACUUCAAAGCUGAAGUAGAGAAUAUAGAUUUCAGCCAAAGUGCAGCUGUAGCUACCCACAUCAAUAAGUGGGUGGAGAAUCACACAAAUAAUAUGAUCAAAGAUUUUGUGUCUUCGAGAGAUUUUGGUGCUCUAACUCAUUUGGCUCUCAUCAACGCAAUCUACUUUAAAGGCAAUUGGAAAUCACAGUUUAGACCUGAAAACACAAGAACUUUUUCAUUCACUAAAGAUGAUGAAAGUGAAGUGCAAAUCCCAAUGAUGUACCAGCAGGGAGAGUUUUAUUAUGGAGAGUUCAGUGAUGGCUCCAAUGAAGCAGGUGGCAUCUAUCAAGUUCUGGAAAUACCAUAUGAGGGAGAUGAGCUUAGUAUGAUGAUUGUACUUUCCAGACAGGAAGUUCCACUGGCCACAUUGGAACCACUGGUCAAAGCCUCAUUAAUUAAUGAAUGGGCUAAUUCUGUAAAGAAGCAAAAAGUGGAAGUGUAUUUACCAAGGUUCACAGUAGAACAGGAAAUUGAUAUGAAAGAUGUCUGGAGGGGUCUUGGAAUUACAGAGCUGUUCAGCAGUAGUGCUGACCUCACUGGGAUGUCUGAUAACAAGGAACUUUACCUUGCAAAGGCAUUUCACAAGGCGUUUCUAGAAGUUAAUGAGGAAGGAUCAGAAGCUGCUGCUGCCUCAGGAAUGAUUGCCAUUAGCAGAAUGGCAGUGCUGUAUCCACAGGUUAUAGUCGACCAUCCCUUUUUCUUUUUGGUCAGGAACAGAAGAACAGGUACUGUGUUAUUCAUGGGAAGGGUAAUGCACCCUGAAGCAAUGAAUACAAGUGGCCAUGACUUUGAAGAGCUUUAA